Brassica napus (rape) is the source of this 2192-nucleotide messenger RNA. Its product is annotated as AP2-like ethylene-responsive transcription factor PLT2. Lineage: Eukaryota; Viridiplantae; Streptophyta; Magnoliopsida; Brassicales; Brassicaceae. The coding region runs from base 17 to 1705 and encodes 562 amino acids. The record is from RefSeq and is a predicted model, not a curated record. Gene Ontology annotation, molecular function: DNA-binding transcription factor activity; DNA binding. The transcript has 8 exons. Gene Ontology annotation, biological process: regulation of DNA-templated transcription.
CAAAGAGGAGAAGAAAAUGAAUUCAAACAAUUGGCUUGCCUUUCCUCUAUCACCAACUCACUCUUCUUUGCCUCCUCACAUCCACUCUUCACAAACCUCUCAUUUCAACCUGGGCCUGGUCAACGACAAUAUGGACAACCCUUUUCAAAACCAAGAAUGGAAUAUGACCAAUCCACACGGUGGAGGCGGUGAAGGAGGAGGGGUUCCAAAAGUGGCUGAUUUUUUAGGAGUUGGCAAAUCAGAGAUUCAUCAAGCCGACCACAACCUCGUACCUUGCAACGACAUUCAUCAAACCAAUGACUCAGAUUACUACUUCCAAACCAACAGCUUGUUACCUACCGUUGUCACUUGUGCCUCUAACACUCCUAAUAACUAUGAGCUUCAAGAGAGUGCUCACAAUUUACAAUCUCUCACUCUUUCCAUGGGAAGUACUAGAGCUGCUGCCGCUGCCGCUGCCGCUGCCGCCACCGUUAAAACCUCACCGGAUGAUAUUAGCACUGAUAAUAGUAGUAGCACUACUAACACAGGUGGAGGAGCCAUCGUUGAAGCUACACCGAGAAGGACCUUGGAAACUUUUGGACAACGAACUUCUAUCUAUCGUGGCGUUACAAGACAUAGAUGGACCGGUAGAUACGAAGCUCAUCUCUGGGAUAAUAGUUGUCGAAGAGAAGGACAAUCAAGGAAAGGAAGACAAGUUUACUUAGGUGGGUAUGACAAAGAAGAGAAAGCAGCAAGAGCAUAUGAUUUAGCUGCACUUAAAUACUGGGGCCCCUCUACUACAACCAACUUUCCUGUUACUAACUACGAAAAGGAAGUUGAGGAGAUGAAACACAUGACGAGACAAGAGUCUGUGGCUGCUAUUAGAAGGAAAAGUAGUGGAUUCUCGCGUGGUGCAUCGAUGUAUCGCGGAGUAACAAGGCAUCAUCAACAUGGAAGAUGGCAAGCUAGGAUCGGCCGAGUUGCCGGAAACAAAGAUCUCUACUUGGGAACUUUCAGCACGGAGGAAGAAGCAGCAGAAGCAUACGACAUAGCUGCAAUAAAGUUUCGAGGUCUAAACGCGGUUACAAACUUUGAGAUAAACCGCUACGACGUGAAAGCCAUCCUAGAGAGUAACACACUUCCUAUAGGAGGUGGUGCGGCUAAACGUCUCAAAGAAGCUCAAGCUCUUGAAUCAUCAAGAAAACGCGAGGAAAUGAUAGCACUGAGCUCAAACCUCCAACAGUAUGGUGCACCCUCGAGCUCUAGGCUUCCUUACCCGCUAAGCAUUCAACAACCUUUUGAGCAUCUUCAUCAGCACCAGCCUUUACUUACUCUACAGAACAACAAUGAUAUCUCGCAGUAUGAUUCCUAUAGUUACAUCCAGACACAGCUUCAUCUUCACCAACAACAAACCAACGAUUAUUUGCAGUCUUUUAGUCACAGCUCGCAGCUCUACAAUGCUUAUCUUCAGAGCAACCCUGGAAUGCUUCAGGGCUUUGUCUCUGAUGAUAACAACAACAACACUUCAGGGUUUCUUGGAAACAAUGGGAUCGGUAUUGGGUCAACCUCGACCGUUGGAUCAUCUGCUGGGGAUGAGUUUUCGACGGUUAAAGUUGAUUAUGAUAUGCCUCCUUCUGGUGGAGCCACAGGGUAUGGAGGAUGGACUACUGGAGAGUCUGUUCAGGGAUCAAAUCCAGGAGGUGUUUACACAAUGUGGAAUGAAUAAAAGGCUGGCUUAUCUGUCUUUGUUUGCGAGACAAGGUAGGUUCUAAAUGACAGCUAUAUUAUUUCCUUGUCUCGCAAGUAACCGGAUCGACUGUAGUUGAUUAGCAGAGAAUUUAGGAUUUUUUUUCUGUUUCUUUUUACUUUUGACGGCGAAGAUAAUGAACUUGUAGACGGCAGAGUCCUCAAGGGUUAGGGUUUUAUGGACAGGACACUAAGACAAGAUUCAUAAGUGCCCAAAUUUUGUUUAAAAGCUAACCCUUCUGACUAGUACUUUCUCAAACCUGUAAUUCGUUUUAUAAUUUUAAGAUUCAUAUUUCUUUGAUUCCCUUGUAUCUUAUUUCUGAAUUGUUUUUUUUAUAAGCCUUAUCGGCUAAUCCGGUUGGUCCCGGGAGGAACACACUUAGUGCUAUAAAGUACACUAGCCCGAAAGCGUACCACACUGCCUGACCCGAAUUUGGAAUACUUUCCGACUAAUGCCAGAGGGUGGA